AUGUCGGAAGUUCAGACUGAAGCUAAGAGAGGCACAGCGACCACGGGGAGCAANGAUGCAGAAGGAACCGAAKACACUCACNGAGAUAGGGGAGAGAGAUUGACGAUAGGGGAAGGGAGAAGGAAAGGGAAGAGGAAGUUGGUAUGGAUCGGAGGGAAGGACGCUAGAAAAAAGGGAACUGGUUACUUGUUACUUGGUACUGGUACUACUUGCAAGUGCGCACCGGCACUACCAACUCACUACGGAGCACAACUCCCGCUAAAACAACAGUCUGGCUACUAUUUUGGGAGGCGGUCAAUUGCGUUCAUUAUAACGUGA
Aspergillus niger is the source of this 318-nucleotide messenger RNA. RefSeq lists its product as uncharacterized. The coding region runs from base 1 to 318 and encodes 105 amino acids. The transcript has 4 exons. Lineage: Eukaryota; Fungi; Ascomycota; Eurotiomycetes; Eurotiales; Aspergillaceae. The record is from RefSeq and is a predicted model, not a curated record.